Molecule: messenger RNA, 2075 nt
Organism: Trematosphaeria pertusa
Lineage: Eukaryota; Fungi; Ascomycota; Dothideomycetes; Pleosporales; Trematosphaeriaceae
Product: indoleamine 2,3-dioxygenase family protein
Exons: 3
Coding region: 432-1901 (489 amino acids)
Biological process (GO): 'de novo' NAD+ biosynthetic process from L-tryptophan
Cellular component (GO): cytoplasm
Molecular function (GO): heme binding; indoleamine 2,3-dioxygenase activity; metal ion binding
Source: RefSeq, a predicted model, not a curated record
CCCCUCGCCUUAUUGCCUUCCCCGCUUUUCUGGACGCUGCCUCAGCAUUCCAUCUCCUUCCGGGUUUCCUAACGCCGUCCCAACCCUAUCCCCGCCGACGCACUACACCAACGGAUUCCCUUCUCCCGCCGACCUCUUUUGCACUAAUCUCUCUUCACACGCCGGAUACGCUCGCCAAAAGCACCCUUUACUCCCCGGUACUCAUAACUCAAGAGUUGCCCCGCGCAAAACCGGGUGGCGCAAUCUCUGGGCUUUGUCGAAAAAAGUACAUCUGAACCUAAAACCACCAUCACGCGACACUUGCCUAGCACCUUGCUCAACUGUCUGUUUAGUAUAGUGGCGCGCCUGCCUCUCCGGGACGCCCGCCCUUACCCGCCAUCCUUCAAAUACCUCUCAACCUUCGCCUAGCCUCGCUGGCCUCACACUUCACCAUGCUUCCGCCACUCCCUCGACUGAGCGACUACGACAUCUCGCCGCAGAAUGGCUUCCUGCCAGCCGAGAUCCCGCUCGAAAUACUGCCCGAUCCGUACUAUCAGCCAUGGGAGACCAUCGCCCGGAACUUUCAGAGCCUGAUCCUCAGUAAGAGGCUACGGCGCAUAGUGGACGCGCUGCCAGUCCUCUCGACGGAUCUACUCCUCACCGAGGCAGAAUGGCGGAGAGCAUACUCAAUUCUAGGCUUCAUUGCUCAUGCGUACGUCUGGGGUGGAGACCGGCCGGCCGAUAUCGUCCCACCACCCGUCUCUAUCCCGUUCCUGCAGACGUGCAGGCACCUCGAGCUCCCGUCCGUAGCCACAUACGCCGGAGUUUGCCUGUGGAAUUGGCGGCCCAUGUUUACCGGGGAGCCAAUCGACUCGCUCGAUAACCUCUCGACACACAUGACCUUCACUGGGUCGUUAGACGAGUCGUGGUUCUACCUCAUAUCUGUCGCAAUUGAAGCAAGAGCGGGACCUAUAGUGCCAAUGAUGAUUGAGGCAAUCGCGGCAGCGAGACGAGGUGAUAGCAGUACGGUCGUCCAAUGCCUGCGAUCUUUCGCGGAGAGGCUGGACGAGCUGGGUGGACUCCUUGAGAGGAUGUACGAAAGCUGCGACCCGCACGUUUUCUACCACCGCAUCCGGCCGUUCCUAGCAGGCGGCAAGAACAUGGCAGAUGCGGGCCUUCCCAAUGGUGUCAUGUUUGACGAUGGCACCGGCACGCAACCUUAUGUACAGUUCAGCGGAGGCAGUAAUGCGCAGAGCUCCAUCAUCCAGUUCUUUGAUAUUAUCCUGGGCAUUGAGCACCGGCCCACCGGGGAGGGGCGAAGCGACCACUCUGACUCUGAGGGCGGUCCAGCUCCCUCGCCAAUGCACAACUUCAUCCUGGAAAUGCGCAGAUACAUGCCGGGCGCUCAUCGGCGAUUCCUGGAGCACGUCGAGAGUGUGGCCAACAUUCGAGAGUAUGUCGCCGCCCGUCGGAACGACCGCGCUCUGGUCACCGCAUUCGAUGCUUGCUUGGCCAUGCUCCGAGCUUUCCGCGACAAGCACAUCCAGAUGGUGUCGCGCUACAUCAUAGUUAAGUCCCGCGAAUCUCGCUCGCACUCGCGGUCUCUGUCUCCCAAGCAAGCAUCAGCACACCGCGUCAACAUCGCCAAUAGUCUUCAGAGAGGGAACAGCAAGAAGCUGCGGGGCACAGGCGGCACUGCCCUUAUUCCAUUUCUGAAGCAGGCAAGAGACGAGACCGGCGAGCCAGCGAUCGAUGCUUGGGCUCGGCGACUGCUGAACAACGGCCCAGCAGCCAUUAGCUUUGGUGAUGGCGUUGCAAGGCUGGGAAAGAUGAGCGAGUCUUUGGAUGGCGAGGUCGAGAUCGUCGGCCUUGCCGGCACUUGGAGUGUUGAUGAUAGCGAGGGUGGUAUCUGUCACUGGUAGACAGCAGACUGACCACUUGACGAUAUUCGGCUAAGAAGGAGUCGGCGAUACGAUAUCCCCUUGACAGCAUCAUGCAUUCAUAUUCCAUGCAAAGAGCAAAAAUCUUCGCUCAAUUUUCUACUAAAGAUGUGCAUAUACCCUCGAGCCUGUUGCCUACGAAGAGACAUUUGGCGA